This is a messenger RNA of Protopterus annectens (West African lungfish), 3073 nucleotides long. RefSeq names its product NHL repeat containing E3 ubiquitin protein ligase 1 (gene NHLRC1). The record is from RefSeq and is a predicted model, not a curated record. Gene Ontology annotation, molecular function: translation repressor activity; protein binding; ubiquitin protein ligase activity. Gene Ontology annotation, biological process: proteasome-mediated ubiquitin-dependent protein catabolic process; negative regulation of translation; protein polyubiquitination. NCBI's taxonomy places the organism in Eukaryota, Metazoa, Chordata, Ceratodontiformes, Protopteridae. Bases 85 to 1287 code for a protein of 400 amino acids. The transcript has a single exon.
CUGUCAUCAGCAAAUAACAGCACUUAAUAGCUCUACCACUUGUCAUCUGAAAUACACUGCAAACGUUAAGCUGAAAUAAGGAUUAUGUCUGCCAGAGCUCUUGCUCAGAUCUGGGCUCCACAGAAGAUUUUGAGGGAGGCUGCUAUUAAUAUUCUGGAGUGCAAAGUCUGCUUUGAGAACUAUAAACAACAGCAACAUCUAAGAAGGCCCCAAAACUUACGCUGUGGACAUGUAAUCUGCCAACAGUGUGUUUCUUCACUAACUGACUCACACAAUUUGACACUGGAGUGUCCUUUCUGUCGUCAGAGCUGCAGAGUAACUGAAACCAGUGAAUGCCUGCCUGUACUAUGCCUAGUGGAGAUUUUUCAAAGCUCAGUUCAUAUUCCAGAAGAAAACAGUGAUAAGAAAAAAUAUACUAGUGCAUCUGGACAGGAAAUUGCAAAUGUAAAGAUGAGCAGUGCCUUUGGAGGGUGGGGGGAAUUGUUCAACCCGACCAGUGUGGCCUUUUGCCCAAGAUCUAGGACAGUGGUAAUUGCACAUGAUGGUAGAAAAAGAGUCAGAAUCUUCAACAUGAGAGGAGAAUGCAUCUUGCAGUUUGGACAUAAAGGACAUUCUAGGCAUGAUAUCAACUAUCCACUUGGUGUCUCAUUCACACUUGAUGGAUAUAUACUUGUGGCAGAUGGAGGAGACCGCUCCAUCAAAGCUUUUAAUAUUGAGGGCAAGAAUGUACUGGUUGUGAGAAAACAGUUCUGCUUACCAUGGGGUGUGGCUGUUAACUCUGCCAAUCAAAUGCUAGUAACUGAUUCAGAGGCGGGGACCUUGAGCCUGCUGGAGGCUAAUUUUAGGACAGGGGAAGUGAAUCAGAAUGAGAAGGUUCUGACCAACCUAUGUCACCCAAGGGAGGUUGCAGUAUCCCAGACUGAUGGCUGCAUUAUUGUAGUUGAGCACUUAUUAGCCAGAGCAAGCAGUUGUGGUAUGAGACUGAAGUUGUUCAGCAACAAAAUGCAGCUGGUUGGUCAGAUUGACAGCUUUGGCAUCAGCCUACUGUUAUCCCCUGAGCUGUGUGUGUCUGCUGUAUCAUUUGAUUGGGAGGGAAAUGUCAUUGUUGCAGACAGAAUCAACAGGUCGGUAUUGUGUAUAAGUACAUCGAGUGAGUUCCCUUCCUUCAAAAAUAUAAUUCAAGAGGGAUUGGUUAAUCCAGUUGGAUUGGUUUCAACAGGAGAAAAAACCCUCAUUGUGUUGGACAGUGGGGACCAUUCAGUCAAAUUAUACACAGCUGGUUACUGAUUAUUACCUUAGCAAUUAAACUGGCAGUAUUUGUUGGUAAAACCACUCUAGCCAAAGCAAUUAUAGCAUCAGAAGAUGAGGUAGAAAAAAGUCUCCUCAUAUGUUUUUUGGUAAUCUUUUUAUUCUAAAGUGUCAUUCAUUUGCUGCUUUUGUGAUAAUCUCUUUCCAGCUGAAUGGUGGUGGUGGGGAAUGGGGAUCCCACAGAGUUCCAAACCCCAAGAAACAGGCCAUUUGUGAAGUGCAGCGGCUCAAGGACUUUUGCUUACAGCACUUGUAUCCCAGGUUUGGGAAUGAUAGACUAAUUACUUAAUAGAGCUCUACUGUGAGGCAGGAAUACAGUGUUUACUGCUGUAGUCUUACAACCAACUGGUUACAUUUAUGCCCCUACUUUUAUUACUGUACUCUUGCAGGCUACAGAGGAAGGCAGCAGGGGUGGUAAAGCCUGGUUAGUAAUAUACCAGCCAGUCUCCUGAGCAUACACACGAUCAUAAAUUAAAUAAAUAAAUCAUCUCAUCACCUUUCUCUGAAGUGGAGCUAACUACUGACAGAAGAAUUAAGUACACGUGACUCUUCCUUGAAAGAAAACAUUUGGGUAACAGGACUGGAAAAUGACUUCUUCGGGAUAGGGAUGGUAUGGUUAGGAUACCAGUAAGAAGGGGGAUGGAUGUCGGUCAGGUGCAGCUUAAAUUCUCAUUUUUGGACACAGAGCAUAUACUUUGUUGACCGGGUUAGUCCCACUAGGCAAAUGGCCUCUUUUCAGGGGAGAUCUAAGGUGAUUUUUAUACUAGAGGAAAUUUGAUCAGGGUAUCAGGAAAUUUCACCUAGUCUUUUUAACAGGUGCUGCACAGACACAUCAGCUACUACCAAUUCAAGCAAAUUGGACCUUGGUUUAAUAUCUUAUCUGAAGGAUAAAACAUUCAGGAGCAUAACACCUCCCUUAUAUUGCAUUGCAGUGUCAGCAAUCUAUCUACCUGGUGUAGGAACAGAACCCACAGCCUUCUGCAACAAAAGCAAGCAAGCUGCCUGUUGCACCACUGGCACUGCAUGGCACAUGUCACUGCAUAAAUAAAUUUGUCAAGUGAAGUUGCUUUAUGGCAUGUAUCGGUGUUGGUAAAGAUUGUUUUACUGAAAAAAAGGCAUGAGGAAAAUAGAUGCGAGCAAAGCUGCCUCAGAUGAAAUCAAAUAAACAUCACUGCAAACAGGUAGAAUAGCUUAGAAGUUGAACAGUAAAUUUGGAAACAAAAGACUUUAAUUUCAAACCCUUGUAAAGUUAAAUGUCUUGUUCAGAUUUCUAUAUCAUUAUUUAUCAUUAUAGUAGAUUUCACCAUUGUAUUUCGGCUAAAGUGUAUCUUACUGAGUAGGGUGAGUCUUUAUUACGUUCAUGUUAAAUUUCAGUUUCAACUGAUUAAAAGUACAACUUAAGGUUGCUUUGCUGUACACGAUUCAGCUGACUUUCUUGAAACUCUUCCUGAUGGGCUGUUUUUACCUUUUAGUAGUUUCUGUUCAGGGAAUGUGUGAAAAUGGAAUUUUAACAUUGAACAGUUUUAUGUCAGUUGAAUCACUUACUAUAAUUAAGUGUUCAGUGUGUGACAUGAAACCUCUCUAGAAAUUAUAUAUUCUAAUGUGGAUUGGUUAUCUUACAUCCCUCCCCAAAAAUGCAGAAACAGUUAACUCUUGAAUCAUUCUGUUUGUGAAAGCAGUUUAGACUUUUCUUUCACUUUUUUAAAAUUAUGUUGACAUUAAGCAGCUAAUGCAUAAAUAAAAGCAUGUAUACAAAUACUCAUCA